GUUUUCACUAUGCGGUCAUAAUUAUUGUGGUAUACCUCUGACUAUAAUUAUUAUGUAAAGUGUUCAUAUCAGGAGCUCUACCACUUGCACUAUAGCAACUAAAGCAAAAAGUAAAGAUGACUCAAUUGCUCUUGGCCUGUAGUAUCCAGAUGCUACUUCUGUGUCUGCCUGCCAUGCAAACUGCAUCAACAUGCCCUGCAUGUGGAGAUUAUGGCAUAGCCAUGAGUGAAGGUGUCUCUCUCUUGUGCAACAACACAACUGUGGAGAUUGUGUACAGUCUCUCAAACUACUUGACUUUAGCUCUGAUGUGCACCAGCCCUGACAGAAAUACGAUAAAGGAAAUAACCAUCGAAUGUGAGUCGGACCGUGGACACUUCAGCAAGACACUCAACCUGACAGCUGAGGGUAUUCUGCCGGGAGACGAGUGUGUUGCUAGAGGUUGCUACGAGGAUGAUUUCUACGAAUCAUAUAACCUGGCCAGCUACAGCUGUACAAUACCCCGUGACUGUGUGUGGAGUGAGUGGGGAGAGUGGAGCGAGUGUGACGGUGAGUGUGGAGAGGGGAGACAGACCAGGAGCAGGGUCGUUGUGACCACAUCAAAGGGAACUGGGAGGGACUGCUCAGGACUCUCCAGCCAGAACAGGACGUGCAACAACAACCCAUGUUUAGAAAUUACAGCUGUGCCAUCACCCGCAGCAACUGCUUAUUUUCCAGUGACUAUGGGAGAACAUAGUCCUAGUACUAGUUCAGAGUGGACAGUUCCAGUGAUGGCAGCUCUUUUCAGUGCGCUCCUUCUUGUGCUAAUCAUAGCCACCACACUAAUCCUACUCCUGAUUGUCUGCUGUACCACUAGAACUAGAAGGCUCGGCAAAGUGUCGUUUUUAAGAGAUGCCUCGACAGUGAUCAAUAACGAAGCCUAUGUGGUGAAAGUCAAACACUAAAGUUGAACUGUGGACAAUAAAAUAAUUAUUGGCUUGAUAUAAAAUGUUAAAAAUCCUUAUUUGACUGUCAUAAUGUUUUCCCUUUGUUUUCUGUGCUGCUCUGAAUGAUGAUUGUGGUUUUAAGGUG
Halichondria panicea is the source of this 1068-nucleotide messenger RNA. Its product is annotated as thrombospondin type-1 domain-containing protein 7A-like. The transcript has 7 exons. Lineage: Eukaryota; Metazoa; Porifera; Demospongiae; Suberitida; Halichondriidae. Bases 117 to 941 code for a protein of 274 amino acids. The record is from RefSeq and is a predicted model, not a curated record.